AUGCCGAAACUUCAAUACCCAUACAUUUGGGCAUUUUGCGCUUUCGCUGCACUCGGCGCAUGUCAAUAUGGCUACGACGCAGGCGUCUACUUUUCGGGUAUUCAAGCCAUGUCGACCUUUGUGCGGCACUUUGGCGACAAGCAGCCCGAUGGUACCUAUGCAAUCUCUGCUUCUGACUUAUCGAUCAUGAGUUCGAUGAUCAACGUUGGAGAGCUGGUUGGCUCCCUUGGAGCCGCCCCUAUAAACGACUUCUUCGGACGAAAGGGUGCAUUCCUCAUCGCUGCUAUCGUCGCCAUCGUUGGCACGGUACUUCAGGUGAUCACAGAUCAUGACCAGGGAAUAAUCAUUGGUGGACGAGUUAUACUGGGCUUGGGCGUCGGUAUCUUCUCGUCUACAAGUCCUCUUUAUAUUGGCGAGAUCGCACCUACUGCCAUUCGAGGCCCUCUGCUUGGCUGCUGGCAGCUUGUCCUUUCGAUCUCUCAGAUCAUCGCAGCUGUCAUCAACCGAGGCACGGAAUCUCUCACAUCCACGGCCUCUUACCGUGUUCCCACCGCUGUACAGCUCAUUUUUCCAAUCCUCAGCCUUACCCUCCUCUACUGGGUUCCUGAGUCGCCUCGCUGGCUCAUGCGCCAUGAGAAAACCGAACGCUGCGAUGCAGCUCUCCGUCUCCUCCGCAAAGACGACAAGACCUACGAGCCCGACGUAGACAUGAUUACCAUUCGCGCUAGCAUCGAGCACGAGGCUGAGCUUUCCGCAGAUUCGAAGUGGACGGACUUAGUGACAGAUCCGAUUGAGCGUCGCAAAGUUAUUUUCAGCGCUGGAGCUCUUGUCGCACAGCAGAUCAACGGUAUCCAGUGGUUCUACUACUUCGGUACGGUGUUCAGCCAGGCUAUUGGACUCGACGAUCCAUUCCUUAUGACGAUUAUCGUCUUCGUGAUCCAAGUCGUCACUGUCUUUGCAGCGGUCCUCUGCGCUAACAAGAUCCCGCGACGCCCGCUACUGCUAUCAACCACGUUAGUCAUGAUGGUGAGCAUAUUCAUCGUUGGCUGCUUGGGUAUUCCUGGGGGCGAAGUGAGCGGGACGAGCGGCAAAGUCAUCAUUUCGUUCGUCAUCAUUGAGAUCACCGCUUUCAAUUUCGCGUGGGGGCCUUUGGGCUGGACGAUUGCUUCCGAAAUGGCUGUCGGACGCAACCGCAAUAAGAUCUACGCUAUUGCCGUCGCGUGCUUCUGGGUCACGGUCUGGGUCACGGUCUUUACGCUGCCCUACCUCUACUACUCGGCAAAUCUUGGUCCGAAGACGGGUUUCGUAUACACAGGGCUAUGUUUCAUCACUCUGGCGUACGUAUGGUUCUGCGUUGGGGAAGUGACGGGUCGCAGCAUGGAAGAGAUAGAGGGAUUUUUCCGGAACGGCGUGCCUGCGCGUCAGUGGAGUCAGCAGCCAAAGAUGACUGGGUUCGACGAAGAUGUACAAGUACAUGUCAGCGACAAGGAAAAGGAAGUUAUGCGGAUGCAGCAGGAGAGGAAUGAGGUUUAG
Didymosphaeria variabile is the source of this 1533-nucleotide messenger RNA. RefSeq lists its product as uncharacterized. The record is from RefSeq and is a predicted model, not a curated record. Gene Ontology annotation, biological process: transmembrane transport; carbohydrate transport. Lineage: Eukaryota; Fungi; Ascomycota; Dothideomycetes; Pleosporales; Didymosphaeriaceae. Gene Ontology annotation, molecular function: carbohydrate:proton symporter activity. The transcript has 4 exons. The coding region runs from base 1 to 1533 and encodes 510 amino acids. Gene Ontology annotation, cellular component: membrane.